AUGGAUGAUCAUGUUGACCUCGCGAACACUUCUUUAGAGAAAGUAUCCUUCACGAGCUUAACCGAUUGCUUAGAAAGCUCUUUAGUAAUGGAUUAUAGCUCACUCGAGAAUGCCUUCAAAUUCUCACCUUAUAGCUCCCCUUUCCAACCGACUUCACCAUCCAAUAUGGGCCAAAUAGUGAAUUACCCUUACUUAAAUAUCAAUCCGAAUUCUCCACUAGUCUCUUCUUCCUCCAAUGAAGCCGACCCUAAAGAGAAACUCGACGAUAAGAGUGGCCAAAUGGAGAAUAACGAAGGUGACCAACAUGGUGUUGGUGAAUGCUCCAAGCAAUUGACAAAAAAAGGUAAAAGUAAAGGAGAGAAGAAAGAAAGAGAAGCUAAGGUUGCAUUUAUGACCAAAAGCGAGGUUGAUCAUCUUGAAGAUGGUUAUAGAUGGAGAAAAUAUGGACAAAAAGCCGUCAAGAACAGCCCUUAUCCAAGGGGCUACUAUAAGUGCACAACGCAGAAAUGUAACGUAAAGAAACGUGUAGAGAGAUCGUUUCAAGAUCCGUCGUUUGUAAUUACAACUUACGAAGGAAAACACAACCAUCCGAUCCCAUCGACGUUGAGAGGUCAUGUCGCGGCCGAACACCUAUUAGGUCACGGUGGAAGCGGUCUCCUCCAUAGCUUCCCAAGUCACCAUCAAGAGUUUCUCAUGAUGAAUCAUCAUCCUCCGGUCAAUUAUCAGUCGUCGGUGGGAUCUAUAUCGUACGAACAGUACAGUCAUUGUAACUCUAGUUAUAAUAGUAGUACUCAUGAUCAACAAGUUGUUGACUAUGGUCUUCUUCAGGACAUUGUUCCUUCAAUGUUCUUGAAGCACGAACCUUGA
Eutrema salsugineum is the source of this 867-nucleotide messenger RNA. Its product is annotated as probable WRKY transcription factor 71. The record is from RefSeq and is a predicted model, not a curated record. NCBI's taxonomy places the organism in Eukaryota, Viridiplantae, Streptophyta, Magnoliopsida, Brassicales, Brassicaceae. The coding region runs from base 1 to 867 and encodes 288 amino acids. Gene Ontology annotation, biological process: regulation of DNA-templated transcription. Gene Ontology annotation, molecular function: sequence-specific DNA binding; DNA-binding transcription factor activity. The transcript has 3 exons.